UUUUCAUGUGUUGGGUGUGCCGGAAAUUGAUGUAUUAGUUGCUGGAGUUUGAGAAGAAAACUCACUUUCCCCCUUUUUUUUGCAAUUUCAUGUAUUGGGUUUGCCGGGAAUUGACGUAUUAGUUGCCGCAGUUUGAGAAAAGAACUCCCUUUUCCCCUUUUUUUGCAUAUUCGUGUAUUGGGUUUGCUGGGUAUUGACGUAAUAGUUGCCGGAGUUUGCGAAAAAAAACUCCUUUUUCAGUUUUUUCCCUUGUUGGGUUUGCCGGGGAUUGAUGUGUUAGUUGCCGGAGUUUGGCUUUAUUCAACUUUUUAGCAUAUUUCACUUGUUGGGUUUGCUGGAAAUUGACGUGGUAUUUGCCGGAGCAAUGGUGGAAGGCGGUGCAGGACCGGAGUUUCCGGUGGUGUUUUACGAUGGAGAAAGAGAGAUGAAUAUUGGGAGUAUUCGGAUUUACCCUUUGCUAGAAUUCAAAGCGUUUCAGUUGAUGUUAAGCCAGAGGAUCGGAAUCUCACCGAAUCAGAUUUCAAUUUACUUAUGUGAUCGGAAAAGCUCAAAGUUUGAAGAUCGACGGAGGAUACCCAUAACCGGUAAAGCAAAUUUCGGUUUAAUUGCUCGUGAGAAGGACUGUUUCUUUCUCGUGGUUCUAAAACGGUCGCGAAAAUCACGUAACCGAAAGGUAGCAAAAGCGGAUUACGCCGGUGGAUUCAUGACGGAGAAUGAGUUCUCCGUAACUCCACCGGAUAAUCCCAUUCUCCUCCGACGAACCCACCCGAAUCAAAUCGGAUUCGGGUCACCGUUUUUCGAUCAAAUUUCACCAUUAGAACUAGAAAAUUUGAACGAGAAGUUGCAGAGUUUGAAGAUCCAGAGAGACAAUUACAAUUACUCCAUGGGUAUAUCGCAACUGAACUCAAUUCCGAUACAUCGGAAUAAUCCGUACCCGGACCUGGAUCCGUUUCCGAGGAUCCAAGAUACAUUUCCGAUGAAGACGAAAGGUAAAUGCGAGCAAUGCAAGGGUAAUAAUGGAAAUGAAGAAAUUCCCAGUUUUCAUCACUGCAAAAAUGAUCCGGUGAUCGUUGGUGUUUACCGGAGCCGGUUUGGACCGGUGUCGCCGGCCGGUUUUUGUUAGUUUAACCGGCGGUUCAAUUGUACAAAGUUUUUGGGAGCAGAAGAGAGGGAAUCUGCUGCAUUUGUGGUAUAUGGUAAGGAAAAUGUACCAUAAUUUUAGUUUAUAAAAUUAGCCUUAUGAUUAGGGAAGUGAUUAUGAAUGGAUUAUUAAGGAAAUUGGAUUUUGAUUUUGGAGUGGUCAACAAAUUAGCUUGCCACUAAAUAAGUUUUUUUUUUUAAUAUAAAAUAGUUUUUUUUAAAGGAUUAUUCCCUAUAUUGGUUACUUUGGGAGUUUGAAGAAAUGUAAUAUGGAGAUUUUUCCAUGAAUUGAAUUCAUAAAAUAAGUGUGAAUUGAUUUUGAAAUGCAAUUAUU
Messenger RNA from Solanum stenotomum, 1474 nucleotides. RefSeq lists its product as uncharacterized. Bases 365 to 1123 code for a protein of 252 amino acids. The record is from RefSeq and is a predicted model, not a curated record. NCBI's taxonomy places the organism in Eukaryota, Viridiplantae, Streptophyta, Magnoliopsida, Solanales, Solanaceae. The transcript has a single exon.